Messenger RNA from Erinaceus europaeus (western European hedgehog), 1006 nucleotides. RefSeq names its product ankyrin repeat domain 45 (gene ANKRD45). The transcript is spliced from 6 exons. Lineage: Eukaryota; Metazoa; Chordata; Mammalia; Eulipotyphla; Erinaceidae. The record is from RefSeq and is a predicted model, not a curated record. Bases 58 to 876 code for a protein of 272 amino acids. Gene Ontology annotation, molecular function: protein binding.
CGUCACCAUGGUAACCACGGGGCCUGGGGGCUCGUCUCCUGCCUCUGUGGAGUCGCCAUGGUAACUGCUGUGCUGGUGCAAUCUGGACGCGCUUUGGAGUUCAUGGAGUCAGAAGGCAUCCCUAAGUCAGAAAGUUCCGAAAGAUCGCCAUUUUUGUCACAAGAAGAAGAAGGUAAGGAAGAUGAAGAGGAAGGCAAAGAUUCAGAGGAAGCAGGCACCGCUAAUCCCCUCUUACAGCCUGUUCUCACAGGGGAUGUGGAAGGUCUACAGAAGAUUUUUGAGGACAUUGACAACCCUCAUCAUGAAGAGGCGAUGCAACUUCUACUAAAAGAAGACAUCAUGGGUAGAAAUUUGUUGUAUGCUGCUUGCAUGGCUGGCCAAAGCAAUGUGAUUAGAGCUUUGGCUAAAUAUGGCGUGAACCUGAAUGAAAAAACCACCAGAGGGUAUACACUCUUACACUGUGCAGCAGCCUGGGGCCGUUUGGAAACUCUUAAAACCCUAGUGGAGUUGGAUGUUGACAUAGAAGCUCUGAACUUCCGGGAAGAACGAGCUCGAGAUGUUGCUGCACGGUACUCCCAGACUGAGUGUGUGGCAUUCCUGGACUGGGCAGAUGCAAGACUAACUCUGAAAAAAUACAUUUCCAAGGUCUCUAUAGGCGUUACAGACACAGAAAAAGGACAACCAAAACUCAUUAAGGAGGAUAAGAACACCAUUCUCAGUGCAUGUCGUAUGAAAAAUGAGUGGUUGGAAACCCAUCUGGAAGCUUCCAUUAAAGAGAUUUUUGAACAGAAACAACAACUGGAAGAUAUUAUUUCUUCUGUCUAUGCUAAGAUAGCCAUGCCACGUCAAAUGAAAAGUGCCAAACCUAUAUCCUAAACUGUUAUCAGAAGUCAAGUUCAUUUUUCAGAAGACCACAUUUUCUUCUACUGUUUAUAAAGGCAAACCUAGUCAUGCCAGUUGAAGUUAAGGAAAUAGAUGUGAGGCCUGAUAAAAUGUGUGAGUAUGA